CUGACACAAGUUAGCGAGUCGGCAUUAGUCGACACAGGCCGGGCUCCCCUCAUUGGCAUAGCCCGGGCGAAGCUCAGCUUCGCACAUCGGACUUAUCCUUAUCUAUACUUGUGUUAGGACAUACUAAAGUGUUCCAUUCCUAGUUUAUACUAAGGUUAUAUUUAUCUUUCCAGGCUAUCCAUCUGCUGUAGUGCUUCUAGUAUUACUAGUCGGCGUAAUUGACCAUUCCUGCAUCUUCUGGCCAAGAUGUCAUCUAAGGCGAAGUUCCAGGAUGCCUGGCUGACGAAGCCUGAGUUCCAGCCGUGGCUUGCACGUGACGAUGGUGACUCAACGAGAGCCUAUUGCACGCUUUGCAAGGCCGGGAUGGGCGCAGCCAUCUCGACGCUGAGGAGGCAUAUGAAGGGCAAGACCCACGUCGCAGGCGAGAACAGGGCCAAGUGGAAGGCUGCUCAAGACUCUUCGCCCCCCAGCCCAUCUCUCAGUGCAACUGGUUUUGCAACCAUUCUUCUUUGUUGUUUCAUUGCAGAGCACAAUCUCCCCUUUACAUUGGCGGAGCCUCUCGCUGAGCUGCAAAGGCGAAUGUUCCCAGAUUCCGACAUUGCCCAGUCUUUAAACAUCAAAAGGACUAAGUUCAACGAGGUUAUGAAAGCGUUAAGCAAAAUGGCGAGUGAAGAUUUGGCCUCGAAACUUAGGACAAAUAAAUUUUCCAUUAUCGUUGAUGAGACGACUGAUGUAAAUACCACGAAGUGUUUAGCAGUGUUGGUGAAAUAUUAUGAUAAAGAAAGGGACUGCAUUGAAGUAUCGAUGUUGGAUAUGAUUGAUAUUUUUCAGAGUAGCAUUGUGGGGUCUACAGGUGAAAAUCUGUAUGAACUAAUAGUUGGGUGCUUGCAAUAUCAUAACAUCCCUCUCGAAAACCUUAUAGGAUUUGCAGCAGAUGGAGCAGCAAAUAUUAUGGGCGAGCAGAACUCGCUCUGCAGCAGAUUGAGAGCAUCCGCUCCAGGUAUAACUAUAUUCAAAUGUAUAUGCCACUCUCUCCACCUGUGCGCUUCGGAGGCAGCAAAGUGCCUUCCAAGACAGUGCGAGGACCUAAUCAGAAAUGUAUAUUCCUUUUUUUCUCACAGCGCCAAGAGGAAAAAUCAAUUUAAAGAUUUUCAAAAGAUUUGCAAUCUCAAACCCCAUAAGAUGCUGCACGCAUCACAGACUAGGUGGUUGUCACUUCACCAGGCUGUAGAACGAAUACUUGAGCAGUGGGAAGCACUACUUCUCUAUUUUAAAUCAAAAGAGGCAGAGGAUUUAAGACUGUUAUCAACAUAUGACAUUUUUUGUAAAUUACAGGACAAAUCAAUAAUAUGUUACUUAAAAUUCCUCAAUUUUAUCUUGCCCAAAUGCAAUAAUAUAAAUCUAUUAUUUCAGAGACAGACCCCCACUAUCCAUUUGGUAUACAAGGAGAUAAGGGAUUUAUAUCAACAAAUUGUAUUAAUGUUCUGUAAACCUGAUUCGAUAAAAAGAGUUCCCUUAGAAAAUAUUGAUCCAAGGGACGAACACUUUCACGUGCCAACGUGCCAAGUUUGGUUGGGGUCUGCCGUUAAUGGGGAAUUUCAGUCUCCAGCACUGAAAUCAAACUUGUAUGUAAUCUUGGACGUAAAAGAAAGGUGCAAGAAAUUUUUAAUAACUCUCUCUUUAGAAAUAACGAAAAGAUUUCAUCUUAAUGACAAGGUGUGGAAACUAACAGCUGCCCUGAACCCUCCCAGUGCCUUAGAUUGCAAUCUAAGAGUGUCAAUGCCGUCAUUGGAUGAACUCGUGCAGUUACUACCAAGAUUAUAUGAAGGCAACAUUAGUACAUUGGCCGAUGAGUGGCGAUGCUUGCCAUGGCAUGAAUUCAAAAAUGAUAUGAGCAAUUGUGAAGCAAUGGAGUUUUAUAAGAAAAUGGCAAAGGAGGUCAAUCAAGAACAGAAUAAAAAAUUCACAGUAUUGCCACAGUUUGCUUUACAAGUCUUGUCGCUCCCAACCUCUAAUGCCGACCCAUGGAAGGGUACCCACGCCACUCACGCCGAUCGUAACUUCAUGGCGUGGGUACCCCGGGCGAGGCUCCUAGUGUCGCGUUACGGGAUACAGCAGUCAGCAGUCACCCAGGCUUCCUUAGAUGCAGCAAUGGCAGAAUUUUGUGCCUCUCGUAAUUGCUCUUGGAGAUUUACAUUUUUCCAUAAAGACUGCCUGGUUGCCUUAUCUCUGGUACAAACUGAUGCCAUGUGCAAGGAUUUCUGGUCACUAGGGUAG
Messenger RNA from Penaeus chinensis, 2277 nucleotides. RefSeq lists its product as uncharacterized. Bases 247 to 2277 code for a protein of 676 amino acids. The record is from RefSeq and is a predicted model, not a curated record. NCBI's taxonomy places the organism in Eukaryota, Metazoa, Arthropoda, Malacostraca, Decapoda, Penaeidae. The transcript is spliced from 4 exons.